GCGACUAGCCAAGGUGGCUCCAGGCGGGGCCGGGCUAGCCCGCGGCGUUGUUUCCCCUGGCAAGAAGCGCUGCUUCCCGGCCCGCUGCGCUUUGUGUGCGCGCAAGCGGGAGUGACUCGGCGACAAAGGUGUGAGCUCAGAGCGGGCUGCAAGUGACGGGGAAGGCGGCGGCGGCGGCGGCGGCGGCACCAACAGCACUAUGAGCGGGGUUGGGGCGGCGGCCAGCGUCGCUGCCGCUUCUAUUCUGGUCGGGAAAAGCGAGAAACUGGAUGAGGCUCAAGCGUUGGCCCGCAGCUGCGCUGGAAGACCCGACUUUCAGCCUUGUGAUGGGUUGUCGCUGUGCACCACACACAGUCACGGCCGCUGCUUUCGCCUGCACUGGUGCUGCCAUCUGGGCUGGUGCCAUUGUAAAUAUGUUUAUCAGCCUAUGACUCCAGUAGAACAGCUUCCAAGUACUGAAAUACCUGUUCGGCCUCGAGGAACCAUAAACACUAUCCAGAUAGCUGUCUCUCUCACGGAACACUUUUUGAAGUUUGCACCUGUCUUCCAAGCACCAUUACCACCAGACUCCCCACGGUUUUGCACAAUUUCAGACCUCUUUAUUGACAAUUACCGUGUGAAAUGCAUCAAUGGGAAGAUGUGUUAUGUGCAGAGGCAACCUCCUGCUCUCUCCUAUAAAAUGAAGCCUCAGGAGGUCCCCACGCGCAAUGCCUUAAUUUUGAGAGAGAAUAAUACACCAAAAAUAGAUCAUUGCUCAUCCCCUUCCAGCUCUGAGGAUUCUGGGAUCAAUGCUGUUGGGGCUCAUUAUAUAGAGUCAUGUGAUGAAGACACAGAAGAAGGAGCAGAGCUAAGUUCAGAAGAGGAUUAUAGUCCAGACAGUAGCUGGGAGCCAGAUGAGUGUCCCCUUCUAUCACCCUCACAGUGUGAACUAGAAGUAAUUGAAACCAUAGAAACCACAGUGUGAAAUUUUGAGCUGGAAGCUAGCUAGGCAUAUUAAAAUAAUACUGGUUUUCUAACAUUUAUACUGGCAUUUUUGACAGGUCCUUUUUUGCAGUGUACUUGAUAUCCCUCAAGGAAUGCCAUGACAAUAUUUAACCAUAUGUGAAUUACUUCCUUGAUACUCAUUGUACCAAUGAAUUUCCAGGAGCCCUGCUGUAUAGCUUAAAAGAUACCAUCUUUAGUUACAGACUAGCCCUCAUCUUGAUGAAGAACAGAUAAAUUGCAAUGGUCAGGCUAUCUUGUAAACCAGUGAUUUUCAGACUUUGGUCCCACCAGUUACUUUAGCACAGAACCUGGAUCCCAACACGUAGAAACACACACUUUUCCCCAAGAAGGACAUUUGUGUGUUUUCAGGCAUUCUUUUAUUAUCAAUCAAUCCAAUUUUAUUACGGUCAUAGACCACAUAACCGUUACUAUAUUGUGUAUGGAAAGUCUGGGGAUUAAGAGUAUCAGUGGCUUACCUUAUGUCCUACGUAGGUAUCUUUUCAGGUAGCCUAUGGUAUACACACCACUGAUUGAGAACCACUCUUUGUAGCUCAUCAUCCUAUUUUGAAAUAAGCAGUUGGUUUGGGAUUUCUCAUUUGGAAUAAGGAUUUAGUCUUUUGUGCACUUGCUAAAUAUCAAUAGGAGGUUAGCCAUACCUUUGAUGAGCAGAGCUAAAUCCAUGAGCAAAUAUCCUUUAUUUAUGUGUAUUAUUUUAUGUGGGAGACAAGAAGCCAUGGCUCUCCUCACAAGCUCUGAUGUUAGGUACAUCUUUCUAAAUGACCUGCACACGCUAACCGUUUUUGCCAGCUAUGGAGUAACUCAGGAGAUUCCCAGAAUAAGCACAAUACUCAGCCAACACAACUGAAAGUUUCUACAAUAAGGAAAUCUCAAAGAGGCUUGAAUUAAAAUCAUUCAAGGGAUACAUUAUUACACUGCCAACUAACCAUAUUCCAUUGAUAUUUAAUCUGACUCUAAAUGCUUACUUUCUGUAUUAAAACAGAGGACAAGCUGGAUUUUGUUAUAAAAACAAAGCAUACAUGAAAGAGCUACUCAUCUGAAAUAGGUAUACAGUGAUUGCAAUUUCAGUGUAUAUUCACAUAGUGAAAAUUGGGAUUAUUUUUCAGAUCAGCCAAAUAUUUUUGCCGGUCUGGGUUUGUAUAGAAAGAAAGAAAGAGGGAGGGAGGGAGGAAGGAAGGAAGGUUAAGUCCUUGCCUUCUGCUCCCAGCGAAGGGCAGCCAUAAGCCUGUGAUGUUUAGGAAAAUCAGGAAAACUAAUCAGGACAUGUAACAGUAUCUGCGUCAAAUGAUUAAUACAGCCUUUUUUUUGCUAUGGAUAUGUUCAAUUCAUGCACAUCCAAAUUGAAAAAUAAGUGUAAAUGGUAUAUGAAUUCACUUAAGAAAGUAUUUCCGUAUAGAACUAGGGCAAUAGAGUUUAAUCGUUCCAUUUAUUGAUCUGUAAAUUUGGUGACUCGGGAUAUACAUUUAGUACUGGGUCUAUACUAUUAUCUAUUUAAAUGAUCCACUUGUGCACAGUAGGUUUGAGUGUAGCUAGUUGAAAAAGAAGGUGUCAUUGUAGUUUUAGCCUCUGACAUACAGUAUUUGGAUUUAAAGAAACAAUCUGGAAAAAAAAAAGCAGCCAAUUGUUUUUUUCCAGCUUUGCUUAAUAAUUGUUUAUGUUAAUCAGUAUAAAACUGUGAAAAGUGUAUAGUGGAAAGAUAGAUCUUUAUACCCCUGAUGUAUUUGUGUCUUCAUUUUAAGUUGUACACAAUAUGGUUAUCCUGUGGGGAAAGGUGCCCUGCUAAUCGGUUUAAGCAUUAUGGCCCUUGGAGUUGUAAAUGUGCAUUUUUUUCAAUAUUUUAGAAUAAGAAUUUCAAAUACACUUAAAUAGUCAUGUACCAGUGGAUGACAAUGUUUUCCCUCCUAACCUUUUUGCAUUUGCCCAUGUGGUACAUAAUUGAAAACUUUUCCUGUAACAUUAGGGCAUCUACUAAUAAAUAUAGCCCUAUUUUAUAAAGGUUUGGUUAACUCACUUUCCAUAAGUUUAGCUAAGAAUGAUAACAUAUAAAUAUGUACAGUUGUAGCUCUCAGUAUUAGAUUAUCUUAUGCUGUGUUGUUGAAUGCUGCUCUUUAUAUACAAUCUUGACACAUAACUAAUAACUAAUUUUUAUACAUACACUCUGACAUAGGCACUUUUAGAAAAUAUUUAGAUUGCAGUGUAUUAUGAAUGACUAUAAAACUAAUAUUGUACUUUAAAAUAUACAAAUAUUACCCUACGGAGUAAAACAAACUAUUUAUCCAGAUAUGUAAUACUAAAAUGCAUUUCUUGCCCCCCCCACCCCAAAAAAAGAAAGAAGAAACACAGUUCUAGCCAUCGUAACAGGUCAAUCCUUUCUUAGUAUUUCUGAAAAAUUACAGCGUUCUUCUAAUUUUUAAAGGGAACGCUGUUUCAUUACAGAAUUUCAUUGAAGUGUUAUCUUGGGAUUCUUAAAGAUUUUCUCAGGUGAUGUUAAGCAUUCUUAUGGCUUUUAUAGAAGAAACUGCAUAAAAUAAGAUUAUUUUACUCAGAUUAUUUGGAACUGGGGAUUUAAAAUACAGCUUGUUUGGUUGUGUUAGUUUGUAACUGACAUUCUCAUGUGUAAAAAAAAGGAAGAAUUGGGAAUUUUGGCAAUCCCAGAGAGGUCUACAGAGGAAUUGGAAAUUAAAUCUGAGAGCAGAAACAGGGAAGGUUUUGAGGGUACACUUUAACUAUGUUUAUUAUGUGAUACUGUCACUAUUUUUGCAGGGCAGAAGGCACAAUGAUCUAACCAGGCUAAGAUUAGGUGGAUGUAUUCUGAAGUGAGAAAUGAGAGCUGGAGAAAAUCAGUGCAGACUUACAUGAGGCUUUCUUGAUCAAACUAUUAAUUAGCAAUAGCUGCAUACAAUGUUAAUCUCUUAAAAUUACUCUGUUUCAAAAUCUUAAGCACAACAGUCAAAGUUGUCUUGUACCUGGCUUCUCUGGAGAUUUCAUCGGUGUAAGCCAUGCAGGAUUUGGUUGGCUGAUUUAGCACAUAAAUACUGUGUCUCAAACUACUCUCAAGAGCACAUCAUUGUUUCAUGUAAACUUCUCACAAAAUAAUAAAUGUGAAGAUUGUUUUUACACAA
This is a messenger RNA of Candoia aspera, 4124 nucleotides long. RefSeq names its product chromosome 6 C3orf70 homolog (gene C6H3orf70). Gene Ontology annotation, biological process: nervous system development. The coding region runs from base 200 to 964 and encodes 254 amino acids. NCBI's taxonomy places the organism in Eukaryota, Metazoa, Chordata, Lepidosauria, Squamata, Candoiidae. The record is from RefSeq and is a predicted model, not a curated record. The transcript is spliced from 2 exons.